Messenger RNA from Blepharisma stoltei, 1694 nucleotides. The record is from the annotation of a GenBank genome assembly. Lineage: Eukaryota; Ciliophora; Heterotrichea; Heterotrichida; Blepharismidae.
AUGUCGGUGCUACGCAGAUCAUUCGCUUCCGUCAUUGAAAACAAGCUUUUAAUCAAAGACAAAUGGGUCAGCUCUAAAGCCAGCAAAUGGUUUGACGUCAAAGACCCAGCAACCCAAGAAGUUGUCGCAAGAGUUCCACAAUGCACCCAGUCCGAGUUCGACCAAGCCGUCUCCAGUGCCAAAGAAACCUUCAAAACCUGGCGAAACGUCCCUGUCUUAACCCGGCUCAGAUAUAUGAGAAAAUAUUUAGACCUCUUAAACGCUAACCUAGAAAACCUAGCAGGUAUAAUUACACGAGAAAAUGGCAAAGUCCUGGCUGAUUCCCGAGGAGACGUCAUCCGAGGUAUAGAAGUAGUCGAGCACACCCUGUCCUUUGGCUCUUUACUACAAGGUGAAUCUAUGGAAAAUCUCGCAAAAGACCUUGACACUUAUUCAUAUAGACACCCAUUAGGCGUCUGUGCAGGAAUCACUCCAUUCAAUUUCCCUGCUAUGAUUCCUCUCUGGAUGUACCCAGUAGCUGCUGCAUGUGGAAAUACCUAUGUAUUAAAACCAUCAGAAAAAGUAGCAACCACCUGUGAAAAAAUGGGCGAACUUUUCUUAGAAGCUGGUUUCCCUCAUGGUGUUCUCAAUAUUGUCCACGGAGGAAAAGACACAGUUGACAUGAUCUGCAAACACCCUGACAUUAAAGCAAUUUCCUUUGUAGGAGGAAACGACGCAGGAACUUAUAUCCACCAACAAGGCUCACAUUAUGGCAAAAGAGUCCAGUCUAAUAUGGGUGCGAAAAAUCACGUCAUUGUGCUGCCUGAUGCAGAUAAAGAAGACGCUAUUAAUGCACUAGUAAGCAGCGUUUUUGGAGCGACAGGACAAAGAUGUAUGGCACUCAGCGUCAUUGUUCUUGUUGGAGAAACUAAAUCUUGGAUCCCUGAUUUAGUAGCUAAAUCUAAAACACUUAAAGUCGGCCCUGGAAAUGACCCAAAAACUGAUGUAGGACCUUUAAAUGCAGCUGGUCUUAAAGAAAGAGUUGAAUCUUUAAUUGCAAGUGGAGUCUCUGAAGGAGCCAAGCUAUUAUUAGACGGCCGAGGAGUCAAAGUUAAUGGCUUUGAAAAAGGAAAUUUCGUAGGACCAACUAUUUUUGCUGAUGUAAACGUAAACCAAAAAAUCUAUAAAGAAGAAAUUUUUGGACCUGUUAUGACUAUAAUGACUGUAGACACAUUGGAAGAGGCUAUUGAAUUAAUCAAUAGAAAUCCUAAUGGAAAUGGGACUUCUAUAUUUACAAGCUCUGGAAGCAGCGCUAGGAAAUUCCAAAGAGAAAUUGAAGCUGGACAAGUCGGGAUUAAUGUGCCUAUUCCUGUACCUUUGCCUAUGUUCAGCUUUACUGGGAAUAAAGGCUCAUUUAGAGGAGACUUGAACUUCUAUGGAAAAGGAGCUAUCAAUUUCUUCACUCAAUGGAAAACAAUUGGGUGUAGGUCCAAUUAUCGUGCAUUUUUGAGGGGUGCAUUUAACCGAUGUAUUUUUGGUCGAAAAUUGGCUGAAACUUUUGAUAAUGAGACAUUUGACCGAAAAAAAAAAUCGACAAAAUGUAAACUAUCAAAAAUCCACUAUCAUUUGGCAUAGCCAAAACAAUUACGUCUAGAUGGAAAGAAGAGAACUCAGAAAAAUAUAAGUUGUCCACAGCUUUCCCUACAAUGAAAUAA